GCGAGGGGAACAAAGAUGGCUAUGGCUCUAUCCGCCAUUUUCUAAAGUGAGAUAGACUAAAGUGUUUUUCGUGAAAAUAGCAUGUUUGGGUGGGAAAUUGAGCAAAUUUCCGUGGAAAAUUGUUAAAAACAGUUCGACGAACUUAUCUUUGGGGCUGUGGCAAUGCGUCGCAUUGAAAAUUAGUCUUUUUCGGCGUCUUGAAAAUCGGCGUCUCUGUGGAAACAGCGCCGUGUGAGAGUAAAGUUGCUUGAAAAUCUUCCGACCAUCACAAUGUUCGACCCAAACGCAAUCACGACCCAACAGUCCCAAAUCCAGUACCAGCAGCCCCAACCCACCGACAAGGACAAAAACCAAGAGCCCCAAAAAGACACUUUCCCCUCCUUCUGCUACGCAAACGUCAACAUGAUCCACAAAAUAACCCCAAACACCACCCAACCCCACAAUUCCACUGUCAACAUGUCUCAACUCUCCGACGACAAAUGCUACAUCACUCAGCCCUUCUCCUACAACUACGCCCUCGUCAACCAAAUGUCCCUAACCCAAAACACCAUCUCGAAUAUAACAUUCAAAUGCGACGUGUGUGGCCUAAUGUUCGCCCAUUUGUCCCUUCUCAACCACCACAAACGGGUACACCAGCCGCAGGGUGACCAACCCCAGCAACAAAUCACCGUCCAGGUCCAACAACCCCAACAACCAACCCAAAUCCAGAUUGUCUCCGCUGAUAGGAUUCGGUUUCCGUGCGAGGAAUGUGGACUCACUUUCAACACGCAAAAUGAUCUGAAAUCGCACAAGAUACAGACACAUCAGCCCCAACAACAGCCCCAAAACACACUAAAAAUCAAAAAUUGUGAAUCGUGUGGGGCCCCCUUACCGCAAGACAAUAACAAAAAAAGAGCCGUAAUGAAAGUCAAGUGCGAGAAUUGUCUCUCAGCGGAGGCUAUACAGCCCCAGAUUUUCGUUGUAGCGACAGCGAGUGACUCGAAUGUGAAGUUUGAAGAGUCCACGGGGACACAAACGACCAAUCAGUCAAGUCUAGGGACCCAAAACUCGAUUCCUAUUGGUGUAAAAAAUAAUCAUCCUGUGAAAAGGAGGGGCGUGGCGAGUGUCACUAAAUGUACUAAAUGUAACGGAAGCGGGAUUAUUUUCAUAGGGGGGUCGAAAAAUCAACAAAAUAAUGUCGAUAAGCCGUUUCAUUGCAAUAUCUGUAAUGGUUCCUUUAGUCGUUACUCUUCCCUUUGGUCACACAAACGCCUCCACACCGGCGAGAAGAAUUUCAAGUGUAACAUUUGCGGUUUAGCCUUCGCCAAGGCCGCCUAUCUCAAAAACCAUUCGCGUAUUCACACCGGGGAAAAACCGUACCGUUGCAACGUUUGUGGUAUGCAAUUUUCACAAUCCCCCCAUUUGAAAAACCACGAACGGAUUCAUUCGGGGGAAAGACCGUACGUUUGCGAAGUGUGUGAAAAAUCCUUCGCGAGACAUUCGACUUUGUGGAACCAUCGGAGGAUCCACACGGGGGAAAAACCCUACAGGUGCGACAUCUGUGGUUCGUGUUUCAACCAAGCUACACAUCUUAAAAACCAUGCCAAGGUGCAUUCGGGCGAAAAGCCGUUCAAAUGUGAUAUUUGCUCGGUGGGAUUUUCAGACAGAUUUGCACUAAAGCGACAUAGGAAUAUUCAUGAAAAAUACGGGAGGACUAAGCCUAACCCUCCAGCUUCCACGACCGAAGAUACUCAAACAAAUAAUACGACAAGUGAUUCGACGACUACGACUGUUACGACUGUCGCAACAGCGACGCAAGACACAAACGAACACGAAGAACUUUUAGAAACGAAAUAUGAGGAGAAAUUUGUGCCGUCGGAUGAGAUAACUGAAGAAAUGACCGAUAUUUCUGAACUACAAGUCCAAUUAUCUUAAAUGACAAAGUAUUAUUUGGUUUUUUGUAUAUAAACUUCCUUUUAGUAUUGUUAGGCUGAUAUUUUUACGCAAUUCAUUUUUAUUUAGACUUUUUUUUAUGACAUCAGCUUUGUUAUCUUGAAAUAUAAUGCUAGAUAGGUUUAGAAUAACGAAAAAGAAUAUAAUUGCCAUUUUUGUUGUUACGAAUUUUUUGGCUGCGCUUUGCCCUCCAUUAUUUUGUUAGUCAUUACUUUACAGUAAUAAAUGCUCAAAGUAUCGUAAA
This is a messenger RNA of Tribolium madens (black flour beetle), 2176 nucleotides long. Its product is annotated as zinc finger protein 678-like. NCBI's taxonomy places the organism in Eukaryota, Metazoa, Arthropoda, Insecta, Coleoptera, Tenebrionidae. The coding region runs from base 271 to 1914 and encodes 547 amino acids. The record is from RefSeq and is a predicted model, not a curated record. The transcript has 4 exons. Gene Ontology annotation, biological process: regulation of transcription by RNA polymerase II. Gene Ontology annotation, molecular function: DNA-binding transcription factor activity, RNA polymerase II-specific; RNA polymerase II cis-regulatory region sequence-specific DNA binding. Gene Ontology annotation, cellular component: nucleus.